AUGGCUUUCGGAGGUUCGUGCCGUGAUGCGGAAGAACUAGGAACAGAUUCCCACAAGGUCCCACCGUCUUCCAAUCCUAUCUUGGACGGCUUCUACCGCUGUCUUGUCGCAGAGGCAUACGUCGGCGGUAUGUCCGCUACUCGGCUAUCUGGGUCAGAAGAUUCUUCACAUACCUCCCCGGUCGAUUCAAGCACCAUUGGCGACAGUCCAGAACAACUAUCACUCAUUCGCAGUGUUAAUGCCGCAGUUGAUUUAUUCCUACAGCGCAUUCAACAAAAUCGCGCGGAAGAGACAGAGCCACAUGGGCGAAGUUCCUUAGCAGGUAACCCCUGGGCUGAAGAUCUAGCACGACCUUCUGCUAAGGCUUUGGCCAAGUUUUACGAAGAUAGUAUUCGACAGUUCCCCCAAAAGAGGGAAUAUGGCCAAGCCUACACUGCAGUUACCCUCGGUCCGCCCUGCACAUCCAAAUCGUCUGACCCUUUCUAUAAGCUUGGGCCCGCUUUGAUCCUCUGCAUCAUUGACUUUAUGCACAUCCCGGAUCUAUGCCCCCUACGCAAAGCUUCUCGCCCUUGUGCUCGCCUUCGACUAUCCUUUGGCUUUUGGAGGGCUCGGCUACGCAAGGACAUGCCGUUUCUAUACGACUUCGCUGUACCCAAAGACGUGCCUGUUGAUUGGCGACUGUUGUACAUGGUCCUGGAUGGCAUGAGCUCACGCUCGCACAGCCUUGCCCGCCAACAAUAUCUCAGAGAUCACACUGCGGCUUUCGUCAAUCUACCUUUCACUGCGAAGAAGCACUUGGCCCUUCACAAUCUCAACGCCGUGAACAUCACACUGCUCAAUCGACGACGAAUCUGGGAGUCUAUCGACCAGAUCAUCGACAGCAAAGCCGAAGACGACGGCGGCCUGAACGAGUGGAUUCUCAGGGAAGACUGA
Fusarium coffeatum is the source of this 933-nucleotide messenger RNA. RefSeq lists its product as uncharacterized. Gene Ontology annotation, molecular function: protein binding. The transcript is spliced from 3 exons. Lineage: Eukaryota; Fungi; Ascomycota; Sordariomycetes; Hypocreales; Nectriaceae. The coding region runs from base 1 to 933 and encodes 310 amino acids. The record is from RefSeq and is a predicted model, not a curated record.